Molecule: messenger RNA, 1251 nt
Organism: Argiope bruennichi
Lineage: Eukaryota; Metazoa; Arthropoda; Arachnida; Araneae; Araneidae
Product: BTB/POZ domain-containing protein 2-like
Exons: 3
Coding region: 108-1052 (314 amino acids)
Biological process (GO): neurogenesis
Cellular component (GO): P-body; cytosol
Molecular function (GO): protein binding
Source: RefSeq, a predicted model, not a curated record
CGCUCUUCUUAUCAGAAAUAAAUAUACGGACAGUACAAUUUCCACUUCCUAUUUCUGCACACCAAACAUUGACUUGCGUUUAAAAAACUGCCAUUUUAGAAGAUUUCAUGGAUUCCAUUCCGAAUUUCAUUUAUGAACAGCAAUGCAGCCUAGACGAAAUUCACGAGAUCUUCGAAUAUUUUCUGGAGGAAAAAAUGCAUACCGACGUCUCCUUUUCUGUGAAAUGUGGCGACGGAUGGAUGGAUUACUCAGCACACAAACUCAUCCUUUCCAUGUGGAGUCCUGUAUUUGCUGAUAUGUGUUACAAACCCCGCAAUGAAAGCGACGGCCCCAUUCGCAUCGAAGACAUUUCUCCGUCUACUUUUGAUGCAAUGUUGAAGUUCAUGUAUGGAUGCCUCCCAGACAGACAUCUGAAAGACAUUCCCUUUCUGCUGAAACUGUAUAAAGGUGCAGUAGCAUAUGAAGUAGAGGCUCUGAAGAAUCUUUGCAGUGAGAUAUUCUUGUGUGCGACUCCCACUAAGUACAACGUCUUCCAGUUGCUGGAUGCCGGGAAGCUUCUCGACUGCGAAAGUCUGGUUCAGCGUUGCUAUAAAAUUCUUCAGACAAAAACUGCUGAAGUCUUGGCUGCCCAAGAGCUCUGCAACAUCACGCCAGCCAUGCUCACGACCAUACUCAACAUGCCUUAUGUUUCAUUUACUUCAGAAUAUGAACUUAUUUCUUGGGUGUUUGCUUGGGUUAAGAACGAGUUGUUGAAAGACUCUCAGAAGAGAUCCUUUAAGGAGAUUCUUGGAGAUUUUCUCCCUUAUCUGAAUUUUUUGAAUUUGACAUCGGAGGAAUUCGCAAAGCUUUUCCAGAAUCGUAAAAGCGAUUUGAUGAGUGAACAAGAAGGCUUCAGUAUCUUCAUGAACAUUGCGCUUCCUGGUUCAUAUCCUUUGCCGUCUUGGUACCCUAGCAGUCCUAAGCAUCGUGAAUACAAAAAUCAUGCAUAUAUGGCAUCAGGUGGAUUGAAAUCAAUGGAUAGCUUUGAAAGAAGCUUUCAAAGUCUAGGCUAAAACUCUUCUCGUGAAACUAGACUUUUAUAAUAAAUGUUUUAUUAUCACAUCUGGUAAUUACAGAAAAUAUACCUCUCAGAUGCUAUUUUUAAGUUUGUUUUGAUGAUUGUAUGCUGAGGCGUUAAAAUAUAUUGAUUAAAAUUCCAACUUCAUUAUGGUUUAUAUUUAUAUAAUGUAAAUAAAUUUGAUGUUGAUUUCA